Gongylonema pulchrum is the source of this 273-nucleotide messenger RNA. NCBI's taxonomy places the organism in Eukaryota, Metazoa, Nematoda, Chromadorea, Rhabditida, Gongylonematidae. The record is from the annotation of a GenBank genome assembly.
AUGUGCAUUAUAUUUGGUUACAUUGCCCUGUUCGCAAUCGCUUUUGGUGGACAGACGACCGCUUCCUCGAAUAUGUUUUUCAUCCUAAGUGCGGGGACAUUACUAGCAGCUGUUUAUUUGGUAUUUGAUGAUGUUCGAAAACGAAUUCAUUUGGUGGACUUUACUUCUGCCGACCAGUUGCUGUCGUUCAGUUCGUGGACUGCUUUCUGCUUGGGCGCCCUAAACGGUCUGCAUCUUUUCGUCGCCAGCCCGACGCUUUACCAGGUUUGGUGA